AAAACGCAGCGUUUCUAGAAACCUUGCUGAUCUUGAAAGUUCCGAUAAAUUCAAGAAGAAACUGUUUCAUUUCUUCUCUUCUUCACUCUCCGUCUCUGGGUUCUUUUCUUCUAGAUUAAGCUCCAAAGAUCGUGCUCGUAUAUUUCAGAAUCUUCGCUGAAUUUUUGGUUUGAUUGGAACGGAUUGUUUCGCUAGUGCAAGAAGAUGAAUAGGAUCAGCGAUCUACCUGAUGAACUAAUUAGUCUAAUCGUGAGUACUCUUGCUGCAAAGGAUGCUGCGUCUUUGCUGGUUACCUCUAGGAGGUUUGGGAGUAUCUAUAGCAUCAUACCAGAUCUUUAUUUCAAUGACAAAGUAAAGUUUCAGGGGACUUUCACGAAUCUUGUGAGUGAAGCAAUGGCUCGGCUUGAAACGACAACGUGCAUAAGAAGAUUCUCUUUAAAAUCUGAAAGGGGUCUUGAUCCAAAUCGUAUCAACCACUGGCUACGUAAUGUGUUGAAUCUUCGUGGAGUCAUGGAUCUUGAAAUGGGCAUAUACGGUGAUAAUGGAUAUACAUUGCCUUUGGAGAUCUUCACUUGCAAGACUGUCAAGAAGAUGGAACUAGGGAGAGAAAUUGUUAUCAGUGUGGUGCCUGAGAAUGCUUUGCUUCCAGCGCUUGAGACUCUCAUUUUUGACAACGUUCGGUUCAGUAAUCUUGCUGAUUGUGCGUUCAAGGCGUUUCUUUCUGCUUGCCCUGUGCUUAAGGAACUAACCAUUGAUGGUAUGUACUGGGAAACUUGGGAUUGGUCAGGCAUAGUGUCUAGUCAAAGUCUUCAAAGACUUACUAUUGGUCGUGUAUUGCCCGACGGUUUUAAUGGGCCUGAUCAUCAGAACAUUACUUUUGAUACUCCAAAUCUUACUUACUUAGAGUACAGUGAUUUUGUCCCGGAUGGGUAUACAAUUCAUAGUUUUGAGUCCCUUGUAGAAGCUAAGCUCCAUCUUCUUGUGAUGGUAAAUCACGAAUGGCAUGGACAGUUUGCAGAAGAUGGUGAUAUCUUGUCUAGCAAUGCAACAAAUCUGAUUCAAGGGAUAAGAAAUGUCCAGAUCCUGCAAUUAUCAGCUCCUUAUAUGUUUGAGACACUUUACUUCUUCCGUGAUGCAAUUCCGGUAUUUGAAAAGCUACAUCAUUUAACUAUGACACAUGAUGAUACGGUAUUCUGUUGGAGAUUUCUUCCCUUUUUGCUAAAUAGGACUCCAAAUCUGAAGACCCUUGUUUUCGAGGGUGGACUGCACUAUGCUGAAGAACCUGAUGAUGUUGAAGAACCUGACGAUGUUGAAGAACAUGACUAUGUUUGCGGGUGUAUGUCGGGAUAUUCUUGUCUAUUGACAUGUCCUCUAGAGAUCUUGGAGUUAGACUUAUGGGAGCACGGCACUAUUGGUGAAUUGGAGCAAAUAAAACAUUUCUUAGGAAAACUCUCCCGUCUUGAGUUGUUGAAAGUUCAUUCUCGGGAAAGAUUAAGCAACAAGGAAAAGUUAAGAAUCGUCACGGAUCUGCUAAUACUUCCAAGAGCUUCGCCCAAGUGCAAGAUCCAGAUCAGUUUUACUUAAAAAAGCGUGAAGAACAGACUCUGGUUAUCCUAGUUGCAGUAGUCAGUUUUGUGCACAAUCUUUGUCCCAUUUAUCUCUAGUUACACUCUGUGGUCUUUUAUUGGAUUCUCCUAGUUAUCUUGAGUCUGAUUCAAUCUACUUUCUAUCCAUGUUUUGAUUUUGUAAAUGUUUCAAAUUGUACUUUCGAACAAGCCAAUAUCGAUCACUUGGGGCUGUUGGCAUAA
Molecule: messenger RNA, 1808 nt
Organism: Arabidopsis lyrata subsp. lyrata
Lineage: Eukaryota; Viridiplantae; Streptophyta; Magnoliopsida; Brassicales; Brassicaceae
Product: F-box/LRR-repeat protein At3g58980-like
Exons: 3
Coding region: 205-1584 (459 amino acids)
Molecular function (GO): protein binding
Source: RefSeq, a predicted model, not a curated record